Molecule: messenger RNA, 1001 nt
Organism: Ceratotherium simum simum (southern white rhinoceros)
Lineage: Eukaryota; Metazoa; Chordata; Mammalia; Perissodactyla; Rhinocerotidae
Product: PI-PLC X domain-containing protein 1
Biological process (GO): lipid metabolic process
Molecular function (GO): phosphoric diester hydrolase activity
Source: RefSeq, a predicted model, not a curated record
GGUGGCGCGGGUUCCCCUCGAUGGGCGGGCAGGUAAGCGCGUCCGGCGGCGUCCAGAGCCUGCCCCGCAGCAUGAACAUGAACGCCAAUGCAGACUGGAUGUCGGCGCUGUGCCCCCGGCUGUGGGACGUGCCCGUCCACCACCUCUCCAUCCCGGGGAGCCACGACACGAUGACCUACUGCCUGAACAAGAAAUCCCCCAUUUCCCACAGCCAGUCCUGGCUGCUGCAGCUUCUGGGCAAGCUCCUGCCGUGCGUCACCCAGCCCAUGGUGCUGAAGUGGUCCGUCACCCAGGGGCUGGCCGUCACGGAGCAGCUGGACGCGGGGGUGCGGUACCUGGACCUGCGGAUCGCGCACAUGCCCAAGGGCCCCGACAAGAACCUGCACUUCGUGCACUCCGUGUACACGACGGCGCUAGUGGAGGACACGCUCACGGAGAUCUCGGAGUGGCUGGAGAGCCAUCCCCGGGAGGUGGUCAUCCUGGCGUGCAGGAACUUCGAGGGAAUGACGGACGACCUGCACGAGUACCUGGUGGCCUGCAUCAAGAACAUCUUUGGGGACAUGCUGUGUCCCCGAGGGGAGGUGCCGACGCUGCGCCAGCUGUGGACACGGGGCCAGCAGGUCAUCCUGUCCUAUGAGGACGAGGGCUCCGUGAACCAGCACCCGGAGCUGUGGCCGGGGAUCCCCUACUGGUGGGGCGACCAGGUGAAGCCUGAGGAGCUGGUGCGCUACCUGGAGCGCAUGAAGAGCGACGGCCGCCCAGGCGGGCUGUUCGUGGCAGGCAUCAACCUGACGGAGAACCUGGGUUACAUCCUCGUGCACCCGUCUGAGUCCCUCAGGAAGAUGACGCUCCCCCACCUGCCGUACCUGAGCACGUGGGUCCGGGCGCAGAGCCCGGGGCCGGGCGCCCGCUGCACCAACGUCAUUGCGGGCGACUUCAUCGGGGCGGACACCUUCGUCAGCGACGUCAUAGGGCUCAACCAGAAGCUGCUAUGGGGCUGA